Dunckerocampus dactyliophorus (ringed pipefish) is the source of this 2438-nucleotide messenger RNA. RefSeq names its product syntaxin-10 (gene stx10). Gene Ontology annotation, cellular component: membrane. The transcript has 9 exons. Gene Ontology annotation, biological process: Golgi vesicle transport. The coding region runs from base 292 to 1029 and encodes 245 amino acids. NCBI's taxonomy places the organism in Eukaryota, Metazoa, Chordata, Actinopteri, Syngnathiformes, Syngnathidae. The record is from RefSeq and is a predicted model, not a curated record.
UGUCUAUCUUAUUUAUGGAGUCGUGUCAUCACGGAUCACGGGUGAGACUGUGGAGGCAGGAAGUGUUACCGUGGCAACCUUUUGUGUACAAACCAUUCCGUUCACGCCUUUGAAUUACCUUAUUUUUUAACACGUCAUGUUACUGGAUCCAUAACUGUAACAUACGCUCUAGUAUAAGUAAUAUUUAUGGAGAGUUUUUUUUUAAGUGUUUGAAAGUUUACGCUGAGGCCUGAACAACGCCUGCGUGGCUGCAGCGCAUGCGCAGGGGCUUGUCACGCACCCGGAAGCACCAUGUCGCUGGAGGACCCGUUUUUCGUCGUGAAAGGGGAGGUGCAGAAGGCCACGGCGCGUGCGCGCAGCCUGUUUGACAGGUGGGAGGAGCUACUGCAGGAGGGCACUCAGGUGAGUCGCGAUGAGCUGGACUGGAGCACCAACGAGCUGCGCAACUGCCUGCGGGCCAUCGACUGGGACCUGGAGGACCUGAGCGAGACCAUCAGUAUUGUGGAGUCCAAUCCCGGGAAGUUCCGUCUGGGCGAAGAGGAGCUUCAGGAGAGGAGAGACUUUGUGGAGCGAACCAGAAAGUCCGUGCAGGAGAUGAAGGACCACUUGUCCAGUCCCUCAGCAGUGGCUCAGACGGAGAAGAAGAGUAAGCAGGCCCUGCUGUCUGUCUCAGACAGGUCGACGGGUCUGGAGGCCCACCUGGUGUCAACCAACUCCAGAUACAUCCAGGAACAGCAGGAACAACAACAGCUGAUCAUGCAGGAGCAGGAUGAUCAUCUGGAGUUGGUGUCUGGAAGCAUCCGAGUCCUCAAAGACAUGUCAGGACGCAUUGGAGACGAACUGGACGAGCAGGCCAUCAUCUUGGAGGACUUUACGGACGAGAUGGACCAGACGUCGUCCCGCAUGGACUCCGUCCUCAAGAAGCUGGAGAAGGUCUCUCACAUGACCAGCAGUCGUCGGCAGUGGUGUGCUAUUGCCGUGCUGGUGGCCGUCCUCCUCUUCGUCCUCAUCCUCUUCUUCGCCCUCUGACCCUGGGGACCUCUGAACUCCCGCCCACCCUGAGAGAAAGAACACAUGCCCUGCCCCCUCCACACUACUUUACUAUUUUACUUGCCCACCUCUGUAAAGCCUCGUGGUGGAGACAUCAGUGAUUGACAGCAGGCAGAAAAGUGGGCGGUGGCCAAUUCAAUUCAGGGAUGUUUUUUUCUUCUGGCUGGUUAAAGGUCAUGAAACAUUUUGACCGCUCCUCUCGCAGCUUCGUUAAGAUGGAGCGUAACUGUAAGGUGGUUUGUUUUGUUUUAAGACUCGAUGCCUUAAAUCUAUUUUUAUACCGAUGUUGACGUGAUGACGUCAGACUCGAAUGAGUUGUCGAGUGACGUCACCGCAAUCAAGACAGCAGCCUCCUGCAGGCUGCAAGCAGUUGCUAGGCAGGAUGCUGCAGCAGGAGGCACGCGCUUGUUAUAAGCGUAGCGCGCCCCCUGCUGGAGGACAAGGGUCCUGUUUGUCAUGUUUGCUGCAGUAUGAAUAUGAUACCUUGACAUUGUUUCAGGCUGUAUUGUACACGAUGACAUUUCACCUCUUUUUGUUGCACCUCCAAAGAAAGGAGGAGGAUGCUUUAAAAGUUCCGAGGAGAACCAAACGUAUUUUAUCCACAGUUUACUGCCGAGUUUGAAUGUUUUAAAUGUAAACGCAAUGUUUGGAACUGUUUUUUUGCUCAGAUGUUUGUUUUUUAUAUUAUCUUGAAAAGAUGCAUCAUGAAGAAAAAGUUACAUUCUGUGUGAUAAAUCACAUUUGAAUUUGUUUUGUCUCUUAUUCCAAUACCUAAAAGGAUAUAAUACACAAGGCACAUCCACGUUUUUCGCUGUAAACAGACGCAGACGGAACCACGUGAGACAAAACGCCUAAGUCUUAGGCGAUUCUAGACUGACGAUGAAGUGGCGUUACUUCUGCGAGUCAUUUUGGAGUAUGAGACGACAAACUAUCAGGAAAAUGUCGACUGGGGUGAGUCGUGAGUCCAAACAUUCAGAUGCUAUUGUCAAAGCUGAAAUUUGGGCACGUGACGGCGACGGGUCUGUGACGUCAUCGGUUUCAUAACGCAGGGAUUCGCUUGUCUGCACGGAAACGACAAGUCGGCUUUUCCAGAUUUUCCCACUCUGGAAGCUAUUUUCGAUUGGAUGAAAGGCUGACCUGAAAACCGCGUGAAUAGCCACAAAGACGGAAUGACCCGAUUGGUUGUGCUCGUAAAGAUGAGCAACAUUGCCAUCUGCCGUUCAGCAGCAGUAGUGACGGAAGCCGUCACAAUUAUGUCAUUUUACCGAGAUUAAAUUUGGUCAUAUUACAGUAUGAAUAAAACGGAAAAAAGAACAUUGGUAAAACGAAGAUUAAGAUGUCAAAGUAUUUUGAGAAAAAAACAGUAACUUAGGAAAAAAGUUGUGAAU